AUGUCGACCGUUCGCAUCUGCGUCUGCGGCGACGAAGGCACAGGCAAAUCUAGCCUGAUCACCUCUCUCGUGAAAGGUGUCUUCGUCACGAAUAAAAUUCAGCCCGUGCUUCCUCAAAUUACGAUCCCGCCAACCAUCGGAACUCCUGAAAACGUUACCACCACCACUGUCGUCGACACAUCGGCCGUGCCACAAGAACGUAAUAACCUGGCGCGGGAGAUUCGCAAGUCUAAUGUGAUCCUCCUGGUCUACUCUGAUCACUACAGUUAUGAACGCGUGGCGUUGUUCUGGCUUCCAUACUUCAGGUCGCUGGGGGUCAACGUCCCCGUGGUUCUAUGCGCAAACAAAUCGGACCUCGCAGGCGAGCAAAGUGAGGCGCAAGUCAUAGAAGAGGAGAUGUUGCCCCUAAUGGCAGAGUUCAAGGAGAUUGACUCAUGCAUUCGGACAAGCGCCAGAGAACACCGAAACGUCAACGAGGCUUUCUUCGUCUGCCAGAAAGCUGUCACCCACCCGAUCGCACCCUUGUUUGAUUCAAAAGAAGCCGCCCUCAAACCAGCUGCUGUCUCCGCCUUACAACGCAUCUUCUACUUGAGUGAUAAGGACCGAGACGGAUACCUAUCGGACAAAGAAAUUGGAGAUUUCCAAACACGCUGUUUUGGAAAGCCAUUGAGUGAGGAGGACUUGGCACACAUCAAAGAGACAAUUCAAAAAGGCUUUCCUGAAUCUGUGACCGAUUCUGGUAUUGACUGCCGCGGUUUCAUUUAUCUGAACAAACUCUACGCCGAAAAGGGUCGCCAUGAGACAGUCUGGAUCAUCCUCCGAGCCUUCCAGUACACCGAUAAUCUUUCCCUGCAAGAAAAUUUCCUCCACCCACGAUUUGAAGUCCCCCCUUAUGCGUCAGCUGAGUUGUCUCCAGAAGGAUACCGUUUCUUCGUCAACCUCUUCCUGCUAUCGGACAAGGACAACGACGGCGGCUUGAAUAGUGCCGAAUUGGAAUCUCUCUUUGCCCCCACACCGGGUAUACCCGCGUCAUGGGCCGAUGGCUCAUUCCCAUCCUCCACUGUUCGCAAUGAAGCAGGGCAUGUUACUUUACAAGGGUGGCUUGCCCAGUGGAGUAUGACAACAUUCAUGUCCCCGAAGACCACAUUGGAAUAUCUUGCCUACCUAGGGUUUGAAUCCGCUGACCGAAGCAACCCUUCCACCACCGCCGCUUUGAAAGUGACAAGGCCUCGCAAGCGGCGGCGGCGCCCGGGUCGGGUCGGCCGUAAUGUUGUCCAGUGUCAUGUCCUCGGCGCCCCUGGGUCGGGCAAGUCUGCAUUACUGGAUGCGCUGCUCUCACGAGGAUUUAGCACGACCUAUCAUCCAACUAUUCAACCUCGCACCGCUGUCAACACUGUCGAGCUUCCUGGAGGCAGGCAGUGCUACUUGAUCAUGGAUGAGCUGGGAGAACUGGAACCAGCCUUGCUUGAGAAUCAAACCAAACUCCUGGACCAAUGCGACGUGGUCGCUUAUACCUACGAUUCCUCUGACCCGGAUUCGUUUGCAUACAUCCCCGCCUUGCGUGCAAAAUACCCUCAUCUCGAAGAACUCCCGAGUGUCUUUAUUGCUCUCAAGGCAGACUUGGAUCGGACCACGCAGCGGGCCGAAUACCAGCCUCACGAGUACACAGCCAUGUUGAAGAUGCCCAGUCCGCCCCUUCAUGUAAGCGUCACCUGGUCCUCGAUCCAAGAAGUAUUUGUGCACAUCGCCGAAGCUGCGAUGGAGCCCAGCACAGCAUUUCCACGCAGCGAGGAGGACGUUGAAGGGAAAUGGAUGUCGUGGGGGAUCGCACUCGGCGCGGUGGUUUGCGCGGGAGCUGCAGCCGUAAUGAUCUGGCGCCGAGUCAGUGGCAAAGAUGCCGUCAAGCUCGGUUCGCUCGGAGUCCGCCCGGCUUCCCCGCUGCUGGCCCAGGCACGAGACUUGCUUUCUCCGCUCGACUUACCCCAGACCACGCCUCGCAGAUCGCAACACGUUCCGCAGCUCUCACCGUCGAUUCUCGUCUGCGUCACUUGCCAGCGCACUUUCGCUGUUGUAAAUAUCGCUCUUCAUUCAGCUCUCACAUCCCUCUUCUGCUGUGCCUCUCAGUCCGCGGCCAACCUGCGCAAUCUGGUGCAGCCAGUGAACCAAUUUGCCCGCGCCCGAACACGGAGCGUCAUCGUACAUCACCUUUUCGCUGAGUCGGGAUUCGACUGA
Penicillium oxalicum is the source of this 2232-nucleotide messenger RNA. It is a transcript of the gene gem1, whose product is annotated as ERMES complex Ca(2+)-binding regulatory GTPase GEM1. Gene Ontology annotation, molecular function: GTPase activity; calcium ion binding; GTP binding. Gene Ontology annotation, biological process: regulation of mitochondrion organization; small GTPase-mediated signal transduction; mitochondrion organization. NCBI's taxonomy places the organism in Eukaryota, Fungi, Ascomycota, Eurotiomycetes, Eurotiales, Aspergillaceae. Bases 1 to 2232 code for a protein of 743 amino acids. The transcript is spliced from 3 exons. Gene Ontology annotation, cellular component: mitochondrial outer membrane. The record is from RefSeq and is a predicted model, not a curated record.